UUGGACGUCGUCAUUCUGUGUUUGAGAGUGUCACGAGCAGUGAUUGGCCGUUCCGGAUGUUGGCGAUGCACUGGCGGAUGGUGAGUGUGGAGAUUUGCCGUGCAGACUUAAGAAAAGAGUGGUGAAAAUCCGUCAGUGUGCCAGAGCUGAGCUCAACAGCAAACACAGCCAAUAGGUCACCGAAGCGCGCUGGACCGUCUGUUAGGCAGGUUGAAUAUCCACGUCUGUAAUUCUGUCUGCUGACAUAUUUGGACACAGAUGUAUUUUUAUGAGUGCAGGUAGAACACACUUGUUUUUUCAGAGGCAUUGAUGGAAGAACAGCGGGACCUAAACAGCACGGACAGCAGCGAGGGAGAGAGCGUUUCCCCGUCGCUGGGCAUCCUGCCUCUGCAGGCCGGCCCACAGACCAACAGAACAACAAACUUCUUCAUUGACAACAUUUUGAGGCCGGAUUUCGGAUGCAAGAAGGAAUUCGGUCUGAGUCCGAGAGAGAAGGCGCAAAGCUCUGGUCGGGGGCGGCUUCACCCGGUUCUUGGCAGGCCGUUUUCCAGGACGCCGUGCCUGGACUCCAGCUGCAGCAGCGACAGCACUUCAUCCUCCACCGUUUCUGCGGCCAGUGGCACAAAGUGCAGCAGCAGCGAGAGAGUCACGGCCACCGUGGGCUCUGAUGAGAACAGCGAAGAGUUAAAGUACGAGGAGAAGGAUGAGGAACGUUCUGCCUCCUCGCCGGUGGUGAUGAACGGGACCGGGACCCCCACACCGGAGAGCCAGGCCCUGCUCUGGCCCGCAUGGGUCUACUGUACCCGGUACUCUGACAGGCCUUCUUCUGGCCCAAGGACGCGGAAAUUGAAAAAGUGUAAAAGCUGCAAAGAAGACAAGCGGCCGCGCACGGCCUUCACGGCGGAGCAGCUCCAGAGGCUGAAGACCGAGUUCCAGGUGAACCGCUACAUCACGGAGCAGCGGCGGCAGGCUUUGGCCCGGGAGCUCAACCUCAACGAGUCUCAGAUCAAAAUCUGGUUUCAGAACAAAAGGGCCAAGAUAAAAAAGGCCAGCGGCUUCAAGAACGGGUUGGCGCUGCAGCUGAUGGCACAGGGACUCUACAACCAUUCAACCACAACCAUCCAGCAGGACAAAGAGGACAGCGACUGAGGGGCUGAGCUGGACCCGGGACAGCGCAUCACGGAUCGGUGGGAGGGUUCAGUGUUUGGCUGCAGAGUUAAACCCAAGAUGUUCGUCCUCUUCACCGAACUGUCGCCGAU
Messenger RNA from Poecilia latipinna (sailfin molly), 1259 nucleotides. It is a transcript of the gene en1a, whose product is annotated as engrailed homeobox 1a. The record is from RefSeq and is a predicted model, not a curated record. Gene Ontology annotation, biological process: regulation of transcription by RNA polymerase II; neuron differentiation; multicellular organism development. The coding region runs from base 310 to 1149 and encodes 279 amino acids. The transcript has 2 exons. Gene Ontology annotation, molecular function: RNA polymerase II cis-regulatory region sequence-specific DNA binding; DNA-binding transcription factor activity, RNA polymerase II-specific. NCBI's taxonomy places the organism in Eukaryota, Metazoa, Chordata, Actinopteri, Cyprinodontiformes, Poeciliidae. Gene Ontology annotation, cellular component: nucleus.